UGUUUUAAUAUGGCGGUGGAUCACAUUUAGAGAAGGUGGUGUGCGCGUCAUAUAUUUUAAAUUUCAUUUAAAAUGGAUAAGGUUUUAGUGCUUAGUAGAAAAUAAGUCACAUUUUUUUCACACACUGUUAAAUAAUAAGAACAUAAAUAUAUAUUGUAAUUAGUAAGGCGUCAACACGCCAUUUGGCGAAGUUUUUACCCAAGCCGCCGACAAACUAUAUUAUUAUAUAUUAUUGAUUAUUCAACCCAUGCCAAUAUGAUGAUGUAUACGGGUACAAGUACAGAGCAGGAUACUCGCUUCAGCGAUAAAGAAAAGAAACUCAUGAAGCAAAUGAAGUUUGGUGACUGCUUAACACAACAGGUUGACAUGUCGAAGGUGAAGCUAGACGUGCUGAAGCCGUGGAUAACUCAGAAGAUCACAGAAAUACUUAAGAUGGAAGACGACGUCGUGAUCGACUACGUCAACAACCAGCUCGAGGAGAAGUUCCCUUGUCCAAAGAAGAUGCAGAUCAACCUGACGGGUUUCCUGAACGGCAAGAACGCGCGGCUGUUCAUGGGCGAGCUGUGGGAGCUGCUGCUGAGCGCUCAGGCCAGCGAGAACGGAAUACCGGAGUCAUUCACGCAACAGAAGAAGGAGGAGAUUAAAAAACGCAUGGAGGAGCAACAAAAGGAUAAGGACAAGGAAAAAGACCGUCGCCGGUCACGUUCGAGGUCGCGGGACAGACGACGAUCCAGGGAUCGCCGCAGGUCGCGCACACGCUCUAGAGAUCGCUCUUCGGAUAGAAAACAUAGAAGUGGAGGCAGCCCUCGUCGAUCGAGAAGGCGCAGUAGGGACAAGAGCAGUCAGUCGAAGCCGUCGCAGGUUGACGACAUCAAAUUACCAGAACCAAAAGAAAACGGAAAGUCACCUGAAAAGAAGGAAGAACCGGAAGUGAAGGAGGAGGUCAACCACCAUCCUGAUACGGAGUCAUCUAAUGAACAAGCCAACGAUUCUGUCAAGGAAGAAAAAAAAGACGAUGAACCUAAAUCAAGAUCUGCUUCGGCCGAUAAAACUAUUUUGGAAAAACGUGAAGACAAACCAGCUGAUAAAACUAGAAAUUCUUCAAGCGAACGUCGCUCUACAUCAGCUUCAUCGCGUGGAAGCGCUAAAAAGCGAUCAUCGCACAAAAAGCGACAAUAUCGUUCCAACCGUGAUUCCUCAACCAGUGUCAGCCCGAGGCGUAGCUCUCGCAGGGAAAGGAGUAAAUCUCGUCACCGUAGUAGCAGACGACGUUCUAUAGAAAGACGUGAUAGAGAAAGAGAACGUGAGAGGGAAAGAGAUAGGGAGAGAGAACGAAGACGAAGAGAGAGGGAGAGGAGGGAAAGGUCGCGUGAACGUCGCCGAUCGCUCGAAAGACGUAGACGUUCUCGUACACGCUCUCGACGACGUUCAAGAGACAGAUCUCGUGACCGCCGUCGCUCUCGCUCCCGCCGCCGCUCCCGCUCUCGCCGCCGCUCGGGACGCUCCCGUGACAGACGAUCCAGGGACCGUCGCUCACGCGAUAGGCGAUCCCGGGAUAGAUCUAGAGACAAGAGAUCAAGGGAUAGGACUGUGAAGGAUAGAAGAUCACGAGACAGGAAAUCCCGUGAGAGAAGAUCGAGCGAUUUGAUUAAAGAGCGUUUAGAAAAAUCGGUUUCUAUCCCGCGUAAAGAAAAUAUUGAGAAGUUGCGUAAGAAGUCACCGGAACGCGUCUCAAUACCGAGGGAGCGUUCCAAAGAGCAUGUGUCAAGUUCUAGCAGGGAAUCAUCCGUGGCUAAUGAUAAAAGUGUUGUACAAAAUGAGACUCAAGAUAAACCGCCCCAAUCAUCUGACGACGAAGAGCGCGAUGACUUUAUCCCCGUCCCCGUGCUUCGAGAGUAUUCAAAGAGUCUAUCGCGAACACCCUCGCCAUUCCUUAGGAAACAUGAAAUGGAAAACAAUAAGAAAUCCGACAGAUCCGGCGAUGACGCAUCCGGCAGGGAACAGAAUGAAGAGGAAGUUAAAGUGCAGGAGGUGAAGAAAUCGAAACGUAAAGGACGUCAGUCGGAGUCGGAAAGCGAAAGCAGUGAGGGGCUCUCCAAAUCUAAGACUAAGUCCAAGCUUAAGCGUAAAGAAAAGAGUACAUCAAAGAAGUCGAAAAAACCGAAAAAGGAGAGUUCUUCCAGCGACAGUGAAUCUGAGGACUCUUCUUCUAGUGAUUCCGAAGAAGAUAGAAAGAAGAAAGCUAAGAGGGCAGGUAAAAAGAAAGUGGGAAAGAAGUCUAGGAAGAAGAGGGCUAGGUCCUCCAGUUCUGAUUCAAGUUCUGAAGAGGAGGUGAAACAUAAGAGUUCUAAAAGUAAGCAGAAGAACAUUCCAGAAGAAUCAGAUGCGGACAAGAAGUCUAAGAAGAGGAGUAAAGAUGCCAGUAUGCCACGAACCGAAAAAGGAGACGGUAAACUGGUUAAGUCCAAGAAAGUAGCCAAUUCUGAGGACUCGCGAGAUGACAGUUCUGACAGCGAUGAAAAAUCUGCUAAAAAGAAAGCUAAACAUGACUCUACAUCUUCGGAAAAGGAAGUAAAGCGUAAGAAGGCUGAAAUGCUUAAAGAAAAGAUUGCUUCCCCUGAAAUAAUUAAACCAAGAAAGAGCGAUGAUAAAGGUUCUAAAGCUAAACAUGCAGAUGAUGUGAAGCCUAAGAGCCGCGAAGAAACUGAAAAGAAAGCUAAAAAGAGGGAAAAAGAAGAUUCAUCGUCGGACAGUGAUCAGAUUUCAAAGAAGAAAGCUCGCAAGAAGGUUUCCGAUUCGGAAUCCGAUUCAGAAAGCGACGAACCUAAGAAGUCUAAGAAAGCUAAGAAACAUAAGAAGCAUUCAAAGAAGCAUAAGAAACACAAAAAACACAAGAAAUCGUCCAAGCGUAAAGACGAUUCAUCCGACAGUGACGAAGCGGAGGAGGAAGAGGAGGAAGACGGCAAAGUAAACAACGAGGACCUGGAAAAGAAACUACGCGAACGGGCUUUGAAGUCUAUGAAGAAACAAACGAGCGUGUCUGGCUCCGACUAAAUAAGAUUCGUAUUAAGAUUUACUGCUAAGGCCCCAUCUUUGUCCGACCAAGUUGCACGUCUGAUGAAACACAGUACAUACAUUUGCUAUUAAUGUACCGAUGAACAAUAUAAGAAGCCAGUCCUUUCAUAUCUCAAGUGUUGACAUAUUUUUUUAUUACAGAACAUUUUAUGUGUUUAUUUACGCUGGUAACUACGAUUUGAAGUGCAGUAGCAAAUAUGAUUUUAGUAAUAUGUGUAUGUCUUGUUUAGUAAUAAAAUUUGCUAAUUAUUCAA
This is a messenger RNA of Danaus plexippus (monarch butterfly), 3329 nucleotides long. It is a transcript of the gene Srrm1, whose product is annotated as peptidyl-prolyl cis-trans isomerase G-like. Lineage: Eukaryota; Metazoa; Arthropoda; Insecta; Lepidoptera; Nymphalidae. The coding region runs from base 256 to 3054 and encodes 932 amino acids. Gene Ontology annotation, biological process: mRNA processing; regulation of mRNA splicing, via spliceosome. Gene Ontology annotation, cellular component: spliceosomal complex. Gene Ontology annotation, molecular function: RNA binding. The record is from RefSeq and is a predicted model, not a curated record. The transcript has 14 exons.